AUGCGGAAAUUGAUUGGCUUCCAAUCAAUCAUCGCCGAUGAACACCGUUGCUGCCUGAGUUUGGUCACGCUGGGUGAAAGUACUGGACCCCAGGGAGACCGCGGCGCUCAGAUGGUCACGCUGGGAGUCCCUGUGUUCACCGCCUCUGCCUGGAAGGGGGCAGGGCCCGCUCCAGAACGCAGGCGACGACGUCCACCACUGGGCGUGCAUGUGAUGCCCGCCGACAGAAAAACAGGGUUGAAAAUGUCACCUCAGCAACUGCAUUUAAGUUGGAAAGAUCACAAUGGUGCGUUGGUGUCUGUUUUUGAGAAUCUUUUGAAAAGGAAUACUUUAGUAGACUGUACUCUGGCCGCAGAUGGUCAAUAUGUCAAGGCCCAUAAAGUUGUGCUUUCUGCUUGCAGUUCAUAUUUUGAGUUAUUAUUUAGUCAGGAGAGUGAGAAGAAUCCAAUAGUCGUUCUCAAAGAUGUGAAAUUUCAAGAACUGGAAGCUGCUGUUAAUUUUAUGUACAGAGGAGAAGUAGAAGUUUGUGAAGAUAGAUUGGCAGCUUUUCUGGAAGUUGCAGAAUCUUUGCAAAUAAAGGGGUUAGGCAGCGAUGGAAAAUCUGUUGAUGCUAGAGGAAAGUCUCCAACACCAAAGAGAUUGAAGGCUGCAGUUCCUCCAAAAGCAAAUUCCAGCAGAAAGGAAGUCACCUUCACGGAAAGUGAGAAUACUGUGGAGAGUUGCAUCACCCUUGACAGCGAUAAGAAUAGCAGUGAAAGUUCUUCUAACCAUCAUCUAACUCAUUCUCUAACUCAUAGAGAAACAUCAGACUCUUCCCCUAUUCCGUCUUUACCUGCUAUCGUGUCUUCCUACACCAUACCAUCGGCUUCUACCUCUUGCCCAGUUAGAGUAGAAACUAACCGUGAUAGAGAAAAACUGGAGAAGAAUCAGUGUUUGUCCCCCUCUGUGUCUACUUUUCAUUCAGGAGAUACUGUGCCAUCAGAUGUGAACACUGUAAUUAAAACUGAACCUGUGACUGAUAGUUAUUUGGAGGUAAAGUCGGAUGAGUCGGAGAGAGACUUUGAUGAUAUGACAAUGGAUGAUCCUAAUAUUGAAUCUAUGGGUGACGACCAUUCCUCAAUUCAGCAUGAUCCAGGUUAUUCUGUCACUCACAUGAAAACUGAAGACUCAACAUCAAAACACGUGGAUGGCGCAUCCCUAAUAGAUCAAGUCUCUUCAGAAGGUGAGUAUCUUUGUGCCUGGUGA
Messenger RNA from Gryllus bimaculatus (two-spotted cricket), 1245 nucleotides. NCBI's taxonomy places the organism in Eukaryota, Metazoa, Arthropoda, Insecta, Orthoptera, Gryllidae. The record is from the annotation of a GenBank genome assembly.